This is a messenger RNA of Prunus avium (sweet cherry), 1110 nucleotides long. The record is from RefSeq and is a predicted model, not a curated record. Lineage: Eukaryota; Viridiplantae; Streptophyta; Magnoliopsida; Rosales; Rosaceae.
AUGGCUGGAAUAGAAGGACAAAACGAGAAUGAUGUGAGUGAUAGUAUGAGAAUAAUGUUAGCCAUUCAGGAUAUGGCCUCUACUAUUCGUGAGACAAAUAACCACGAACCCCAUCAGGAAACUCAAGAUGAUCAAAUAAUGAGGAUUCAAGGAGAAUUUCGUAAGACACGACCACCUGUGUUCAAGGGUGAUCCAAACCCUAUGGUAGCAGAAGAGUGGUUAAGACAAAUGAGGAGAAAGAUGAAUGAACAAAGAGUUCCUGGAAACCUGAAAGUAACCAUUGCUUCUACUUAUUUGGAAGGACAAGCUUAUCAUUGGUGGGAAUCUGUCUUAGCUAUACCUGAUGUUGAGAUUGCAACUUGGGUUGCCUUUGAGACAAUAUUUCUGGAAAAAUAUUUUCCUGAAACUAUGAAAACCAUGAAGGUACGUGAGUUCACUAAUCUUUAUCAAGGUGAUAUGACUGUGGGACAAUAUCAAGCUAAGUUUGAAGAACUGAUGCGUUUUGCUCCUUACAUGAUUCCUAAUGAGUCUGCAAAAGCAAAGAAAUUUGAAGAAGGAUUGAGACUAGAGGUCAAGGAGAAAGUGGAACUUUUUAAGUUAAAGAAAUAUGUUGAAGUUGUUGAUCGUGCCUUAAUGGCGGAACAAAGGAUACUUAGUUCUAAGCGAAUUUUUGAACCUAAGAAUCCAAAUAGGGGACAGAGUAGUAAACGCCAAAGAUUUUUCCCCUCUCGAUCUCGGCACAACGUCCAAGAGGACAACCUGCACAACAAAGGCCUAAGGCACCAGGAGCAGCAAGGAGACCAUAACAACUUACUCAAGGACGAGUAUAUGCUAGUAGUGGAGCAGAAUGAACCUACUAUGGUGGAAGAAUAUGAAUUUAUGAAAUCCUCGUUGAUGAUUGGAUCUCCAUUGGGUAAAUGUGCUGAAGUUAAUAAGUUGUGUAGAUCCUGCAUAAUAGAGAUAUCAGAUCAUAAACUUGUUGUUGACCUGAUGAUAUUGGAAUUCAUGGGGUAUGAUGUAAUAUUGGGGAUGGACUUGCUUACCCAAUUUAAGGCUAUUCUUGAUUGUGAUAGAAAGAUGGUGAACAUGACUCUCAGUGAUGGUUCUUGA